This is a messenger RNA of Gallus gallus (chicken), 8492 nucleotides long. RefSeq names its product kelch repeat and BTB domain containing 3 (gene KBTBD3). The record is from RefSeq and is a predicted model, not a curated record. Gene Ontology annotation, molecular function: protein binding. The transcript has 3 exons. NCBI's taxonomy places the organism in Eukaryota, Metazoa, Chordata, Aves, Galliformes, Phasianidae. Bases 2114 to 3958 code for a protein of 614 amino acids.
AGAUUCACCCAGGCCCACCUUUCAAGUCUGUUGAGGUCCCUCUGAAUGGCAUCCCUUCCUUCCGUUGUGUCAACUGUGCCACUCAGCUUGAUGUUACCAGCAAACUUGCUGGGGGUGCACUCAAUUCCAUCAUCGAUGUUAUUGAUAAAGAUGUUAAAGAGCACCGGUCCCAAGACAGACCCCCGGGGAACACCGCUUGUUACUCGACUCCACCUGGACAUAGAACCAUUAAUCACCACUGUGAAUCUAAUAACAGUGAAAGAAAGAUGAGCUCAAACUGGACUGCAUGAAAAGUGCAAGAAAUAGUAAAACAAAAAAAACAAAUUGGGUCUCAUAAAUGGCCUUAGAAGGUCUGACAGUUGUUUAACUAAUCCUGACAAAAGCUGAGAGAGGACAUCUUCACUUGAGAGUUACGACUGAAUAAACAUCGCAAAGGAAAAUUAAGUCAGAUGAUAAUUCUGUCAGAAGAUCACAUGAAUGUAAACAUGAAUAAAUUGAAUGUGUACUUAAAAGAAUGUAUUUGAUCUUGUCAUCGAUAGUAUUGUAAUACUCUUUCAGUGCAAACAUUAGUGGUGAAAGAAAACUGAAAAUAUACUGUCAUUAUGAAAGUGAUUAUGUGAUAUCUUUGCCUGUGGAGAUGAACCUGAUGACAUUAGAUGUGUCUGUGUUCCUUAUACAAAGAUGAAUAUUACUGAAACUCGUAAUUUGACCAACAGAAAGCAAAUAGCAGGUCAGAGCGCGCUAUAGAAAAUACAUGUAAAAGAGGGACAUCUACUAUCUGUUAUCAACUCCAGAAAUUUGUGAAAAGAAAUGUAAACAGAAAUUUGUUUACAUUUCCUUAAGAAAAAAAAAAAAAAAGACUUGUUUUACGUAAUGCUAAACAAACCUAGAAAUUCACUUCAAGUUUCACUCAGAUGGGAUAACUGCUUUUACUGAAGCAACUCUGCUUUUGCAGAUUUAGUCUUUUGAGGAACAGAAUUGAAGGUCAUAUCAAAAGGGUGUUCUAGAGAAUUCUGACAUACAAAAGAAAGAUUCAUGAUUACAGAAGCUGGAGUUUAUGGGACCAUAUGUUAACAGAGUAAAUGGUAGUCUUGCUCUGUAUUUUUCCAGUUCCUCAGACUUAAAAUGGAAAGAGUGAAUAUGUGAGAUUGUCUGGCCAUGGGAACGAGAAGAUGCCUGCUUUGAGGGUGCCAAUGCUGGGAUCAAGAUCAAUGGAUCUUUUCUGUUCCAGGAGACAUGGAGGUCUCCUUGUGGGUAGAACUACCUGACUAGAUAAAAGUACGGAUCAGUCUGCUCUGAAAAUACCUCCCAUGAAGAAGGUUGCCUGAUGGUUAAGUUUGCUCUGAGUGUAUCACCUGAUCAGAUAAGCCUUUUCACAAAGUUUAAAAAAGAAAAUCAGUAUUAUCCUAGACUCCACAUUUGGCUUGGACUUUUUUUUUUUGUCCCCUUCUUUGUCAAUUCAGGUGGGCCAUCAUCUAUUGCAAGUACAAUUAGAAUCGUGGACACAGAGUUCUGCAAUCCAAGUUUCUGUAUGCUUUAGAAUAGGGAAGUUGGACUAAAAUUUCCAGAAAGGUCAGUUUAUGCAUCUGUAGCAGUAUGAAUAGCUCUUAGGAUAGAUGUAAAUAAAAUAUAUCUGAAGUUUCUUAAUGCCAUCAAAGUGAAAUAAAGUAUUUUUAACGUAAAAAAAAAAAAAAUUAAAAAAAAAUGGCAAAGCCCAACUUAACUGUAGUAAAAAAAUCACUUCAGUAUAGUGAUUUUCACUAGAAAAACUUUCUACUGAGAGGGAUACUGCACCAUGUUAAGUUAAUGCCUAAGUAGGCAUUGCCUACUUGGCAGGUAGCCAUGAGUCUCUAUCUCCUUUGCACUGAGAGCUCUAGAAAGUCCAUUGAGUUUGGGGGUUUGUAGUAUGCAGAUGAACUUUGUGGAAUCUAAAAGUAUGUAAUAAUUUCUUUCCUUUUCCUCUUCAUUUUAAAUCAAAUUGUAAGAAGGUGAGGGUAAGCUUAGGGACAGCUUGGCUUAAAUGACCGUUGAGAUCUGUAACAUGCUCCUUGAUGUGCUUCCUGUGGACUCUUGAAAAAAAUUCCUGCAGGUUCAUGAAUAGAUUGAAGAAAACAUGGCCAAUCAACGAGAUUACAUUAGCAGACCUAUUUGCAAUGGAAUUUCUGUUCCUGAAAAUAAAAUCAAUUCCCUAGUGGCUGAAGGUCAUGGACAACAAAUUCUGAAAGUACUACAAAAGUUCAGAGAACAAAAUAUAUUUUUUGACUUUAAAAUUAUUGUGAAAGAUGAAGUCAUUCCUUGUCAUCGUUGUGUACUGGCAGCUUGCAGUGAUUUUUUCAGAGCCAUGUUUGAAGUUAAUAUGAAAGAACGAGAUGAUGGCAAUGUUACUAUUAGUAAUCUAUCACCCAAGGCAGUGAAAGCUUUUCUUGAUUACGCUUACACAGGAAAAACAGAGAUAACAAAUGAUAACGUGGAAAUGCUCUUUCAGCUAUCAUCAUUUCUUCAAGUUUCACUCCUUUCCAAAGCUUGCAGUGACUUUCUAAUAAAAAGUAUCGAUCUUGUCAAUUGCUUACAGUUGCUUUCUCUGUCGGAAAGUUAUGGUUCUGUCCGCUUAUUUGAUCAUGCACUAGAUUUUGUACAGCACCACUUCUCCCUUCUAUUAAGAUCAAGUGAGUUUUUGGAGAUGAAUUUUGAGAUAUUACAAAAAUGUCUUGAAGCUGAUGAACUAAAUGUCCCCGAGGAAGAAUCAGUGUUGAAUGCUGUUCUUCAGUGGACCAAACAUAACAUUGAAACACGACAGAAAUAUCUGCCUAAUUUGAUCAAAAAAGUGAGGCUACACCAGUUACCUGAAAAGACUUUGCAAGACUUUCUGCUUUCAGAAGAAUAUUUACUUAAAAGUGCUAAUUGUUCAGUAAUAAUCAAUGAUGCAGUCAAAAGUGUGCAGGACUUCAGCGGACUAUUUCCAGAUGCACGUCCUUCAACAACAGAAAAAUACAUAUUUGUUCAUAAAACUGAUGAAGACGGAGAAAACAGGUAUACAUUUUGCUACAACAUCAAAACAGAUAAAUGGAAAGAACUGCCACAUACACACAUGGUUGAUCUUCCAGGGUCAAGCUUAUCUAGCUACGGAGAGAAAAUAUUUAUAACUGGAGGAUGCAAAGGGAAUUGUUACAGGACGGUCAGGCUUCAUAUUGCCGAACCUUUUCAUGAUGCCACUGACCAAACCUGGUGCUACUGUCCAGUCCGCAAUGAAUUCUCCAUAGUGUCAGCUAUGAGAAAACCAAGGACAAUGCACACCUCUGUUGUCACCUUAAACCAGUUGUUUGUAAUAGGUGGAAAGACCAGAGGAGCUCAAGAAACCCGAAGUCUUUUGGAUGUAGAAUCAUAUAAUCCUCUCUCCAAAGACUGGAAAUCUGUAAGCCAAUUACCCAGAGGAAUCUACUAUCCAGAAGCAAGUGCAUGUCAGAAUAUAAUUUACGUCCUUGGCUCAGAAGUAGAGAUUACUGAUGCUUUUAAUCCGUCUCUUGACUGCUUCUUUAAGUAUAACGCUAUGACUGAUCAGUGGUCGGAGCUUGUAGCAGAAUUUGGGCAGUUUUUCCAUGCAACUCUAAUCAAAGCUGUUCCAGUGAACUGCACACUGUACAUCUGUGAUCUGUCCACCUACAAAGUCUACAGCUUUUGCCCAGAAACCUGUGUUUGGAAAGGGGAAGGAUCUUUUGAAUGUGCUGGCUUUAACGCGGGGGCAGUUGGGACAGAAGACAAAAUUUAUAUAUUAGGCGGUGAUUAUGCUCCAGAAGAAAUCACGGAUGAAGUUCAAGUCUACCACAGUAACAGGUCUGAGUGGGAAGAAGUUUCCCCGAUGCCAAGAGCCUUAACUGAAUUUUACUGUCAGGUCAUUCAGUUUAAUAAAUACAGGGACCCCUGGUCAUCUGUAAUGACAAUUUGCUCUGGAGAAUUUUGAAAUUCCUGAGUCAAAAUAAUCUGUUUAAAUGCACAAGUUUUAGAACAGAUUUUUCAGUAUUAGUUUGCAGAAAAAUAUGUAUUAUUUUUGUUUUAAAUCUUCAGUUUAAAUUGUCUGCUAUAGAAAUGUUUCUGAAAGGGUCUAUAAAAUUCCCAUUCAUCCUAGUCAUUAUAUAUUAAGAAAUACUUAGUUUUAUAUACAAGUCUUCUCUGUAAUUAUCUGAAUAAUUUGAAAAUAGUGCUUUUCAGAAAAAAAAAAAAGUUAUGAGGAAUUUAUUUUGUAAUAUGUGCCAUUAUUUCUGUAAUAAUCACAGUUGCCCCAGGUGAUAUGAUAAAUUGCUGAGUGAGGAAACUGAUAGUGAUACUGUUUUCCCUACGUAACUGAAGUUUAAAGAAAUCUACAUUCAUGUUGUUUCCUUUUUAUUUAUUUAUUUAUUUAUUUAUUUAUUUAGGUAUUCACAAACCUGUUAGAGAACUUCAUUGUCAAUUUUAUCUUAUUAGAAUGACCUGAGCAAGGGGAAGAGCCAAAGUGACCUUCACAGCUUUAAAACCAGGUGUCUAACUUGAAGAGACUGAAAAUUCCCAUCAUCUUACAUCAGCUCUUCAGUUGGACCCGUUCUUUUCCAUCCUUGUGCCUUAGUAGUAGCUGUACUUUCUGUUUUCAUCCCGUCGCUGUGGCAAGACAAACUUUGAUAACAUUUUGUAGGGUGAGCGAGAUUUCUACAGUGUGGGUGAUUCACAUGGGAAGUUGUGGCUGCACAGAUGGUCACCUCAAUCACUGCAAGAAAAAAGACUUCAGGAUGUUUUCUAACAGAAGUCUAUCAUCUCUGAACUCUGCAGCAGUUUCUGCUAAGCAGCCAAUAGGCUCCUUACAGCAGAAAGUUGCAAGAUUAAGUUUUAGUUGUUGCUUCAGUUAACUACUGGAAAAGUUUGUAUCUUGUAAUGCAUAGAAUAAAAAGGUAGAAAAAAAACCAAACCCAUACUUAAAGUAAGUAGUGUUUCUGAAGGAAAAUAAAUCAUUUUUUAAAACUCCUAUAGUAUUUUAAAUGAAUUAAGACGCUUUCAUCUUCAUGGCAAUUUUAAGUGAUAAGUUAUUACAAGGUAAACACUAUGCAAUAUAUUGCUUGAGAAACUAUAGUAAUCUAUUAUGUUAAAAUUGUAAUGGAUUUUCAGUAUUAAUACUACUGUGAAGUAAAUUUGAUCUAAUGCAUACAAAGUGUCUGCCCAACAGGACACUGGAAUUAUCUAGGCUUCAUAAACUCACUUGUAAUCUUCCACAGCCUGAGAAAUUUCUUUCUUUCCAGAUAUUUAAAUAAGAUUUCAGUAGCCCUUAUGUAUUAAUUAGGCCAUAAAGUUGUGUUAUGCCAGACAGAAUGGUUCUAAACAUCUAAGCAUGUCUUUUCCAAGCAGCUUAAAAAUGAACAAAAUUUAAUGCAUCUUUUACAUGGCUUCAGACAACCACUGUAAUUUUGCUUUCACAUCUCUGCUGCAUGUACUUUUGGCAAAAGUAAAGCUCAAUAUUAAUGUUUAAAGCUUUAUAUUGCCUAGCAACAUAUUUCUCUUUCAAACAGUAAACAGUGGAAAUCUCCAGUUCUGUCAUUUGUAUAAUUUAUCAGAUAUCUUUCAAAAGAUAGAUAAUAUUAUAAAUAUUUUCAUAAGGAUGUAAAUGAAAAGUAUGCACAUUUGGAUAGCCUAUUAACAGUGGAACUUUCCCCCUCAGUAAUUUGUAUUAAGAUAUGUGUCAGUUCUGUAGAAGUAAAUAGUUUGUUGUAGUAGUAUUUCAGGUAACUUCCCCAUUUAUUUUGAUCUUUUCAUAGUGAAUCUCCAAAUCAUAUUAUAAGUAGAGCUAGACUGGUAACCUUUACAAUCAUUUUAUAUCAGAACAUGCCUACUUUUUGUUAGUAAAAAUGAUACGUAUUGUAUAGUUAGGAGAGAUGGAGAAUACCAUUCCUGCUUAUUAAAUUAUCAAGGGAAAAAAUAAAUAGGAAUAUAGGAGAAUAGGAGUUUUAGCAUUAGUAGGCUAGUCAAGGUAGCAUAAACUUCAUUUAAUUAUCACAACUUGUCACUUUCCAUCAGAAGUACAAGGCUGCACAGAACUGCCAGGCCAUGGCCUGAACCAGUGGUUGAGCACCAGGUGAGAAGGCAUGGCUAACCCAGGGAGCUCGGGUACAAGCAGUGCACCUGAGUGGCUGAAAGGGUGGAGCCUGGACUCAUCCCUCCUCAUCCUCAUCCCUGCCAAGGGAGCAGAAGCUCCUGGGUAGAAAUUGUACUCUUCUUGAGCUAUCACUGGUUAUUAGAAGGAGUGAGCAAUUUGUCUUUGUUAUCUUCUGUUGCUCCAUAGUGCUUGUAUCCAAGUAGGAGAUGCUGUCAUUGCCUUCUUUUGCUGCACAGGGGCCCAAUUCUUGUUUGCUUGUGGUUUUAUGCUAUUUUUAUACCCAAGUAAUGACCAUGUAAUUUAUGCAAUGACAACAGUGACACAUUAUGCCCAUCUUAUAUGGGUAUAAACAGCUAUGCAAGUUAGAAGAGACUAGAGAACUGCAAGUUACUUUCUGUUGCUUCUGUCCUGACCAAAUUGCUGGGCUGCAUAAACAGAAGAGUCAGUCACAAGUUCAGGGGAUGCUCUUUCUUUCAAGUAUUUUCUUACAGUAUGUUUUAUUUGGUAUACUUGCUGUAUGCUUAUACCUCUGCCAUAUGACACCAAACAGAGCAUAUGUGGUAAAUUAUUUGUUAUUCAUAUAUAUAUAUAUAUAUAUAGGAAAAAAAAAAACCAAAAACCUAAACAUAACUUUAUUGGGAAAAAAGACAUGCUUCUUUGAUAUUCUAUGCUGCAUUUGCACAGGAACUAGUGUCAGUUCCCAGUCCAACAAAUCAUUCAUGGAUUUCGGAUGGUGUUUUGCUCUCUUAAUUGGUGAUGAGGAAAUUAAUUAGUAGCAUCAGUUCCUUUUUACUAUUUAUUACAAAAAGUUACUGUGAAAUAGAAUUAAUUUUCUUCUGUUACGUAGGUAAACCCAUGGAGGAGAAAAAAGAAAAACUUAUUUGUUGUAAUUUCAGCGUGAUAGGAGAAGGGGAAAUGGUUUCAAACUGAAAGAAGGGAGAUACAGACUAGAUGUAAGAGAAACAUUUUUUUUACAUUAAAUGGUAGUGAAGCACUGGCACAGGGUGCCCAGAGAGGUGGUGGUGCCCCAUCCCUGGAGACACUCCAGGUCAGGCUGGAUGGGGCUCUGAGCACCUGAUGGAGCUGUAGGUGUCCCUGUUCAUGGCAGGGAGUUGGGCUAGAUAUCCUUUAAAGGUCUCUUCCAACUCAACUGAUUCUGAUUCACAUGGAGGGCUGAAUCUGAUAGUGGAAUUGAAUGCAGAAGAAGCUAUGUUACAAAGUCAUGGUUAAAAACAAGGCUUUAAGAUAAAAUUAAUGACUUAUUUAUCACAGGAUUUGUAAUAUAUCUAGUGAUGGGUGAAAUCUCAGUGAAGUCAACUGCACUACUCAAAACAAUAUGGGUUUCUUGCAUGAGUUACUUCUGUAGGUCUGGAUCAGAUAUAUAUUUUAGCUGACUACACAGCAAUUACAGAAUUUUAAAAGAUCCCAAAAUUACUGCAGGGUGAUUUUUUUUUUCUACAACUUUUCUGACUUUUCAAAGCUCACAGAACUUAAUAAAAAAGUAUGUUCCUCUGAAAAUAAUGCAUUACUAGAUAACGAUUACCUAGGUUCUCACUGAAAUAUAUGAAAAUGUUUAAAACAUACAAAUUGCAUGUAAAGGUAUAUGCUACUAUUUGCACCUAAAUGAUGUAACCAAAACAUUUCUAAUAGUUGUUUACUGUAUGUCACAGAACACAUUAUAAGCAUGAUCAGUACAAUAUACAUUAAGAUAAUAUACACGUGGGAUUUUAAUACCCAGUAAGGAUUAUAUUGGAUAGUUUGAUAAGAAUGCACUGAAAACAUUAUGGCACUUUGGUAAUGUUAUCAUACUGGUUUAGUUACAAUAAAUAUCAAUUAUUCAGGUGUUUAUAUUGAUUAUGUUUGCACAGACCUGAUAAUUAUUAUUUCUGUAUUAAUGAAUUUAUUUACUAUAUUUAAAAUAUGUUAGUAGUAAGUCAGCUUACUGCUGUUAAAAAUUCAUUAUAUUUAAAAAAUGGAGUAAGAUUUAUUGGUCAGAUUUGUUCCCAGUGUUACUCCAUUAAGAAAUCUGUAUACCUCUUCUGAUUAGUGAUAAGUAUUAGGUAAGGUGUAGGAUAUAGGAUGUGCUGAUAGCAUUUGGAAAUGUGGAGUCUAACUUUAGAUGUUUCUGCUUGUGGUUGACCAACAGGAGGCAGCGUAAGAUCUAUUUUAAUUAAGACAGAAUUAAACCAGGGAUAUUUUGACAAUAUUUGUAUGUGAAAAUUAUGCUCGGUUUACUUUUUCCCUUCUAACAUCUGAUAAAGCAUAGAGAUCAUUAAAAUCCUGCUGCUGCCUGGGCUCUGCUGAUAUGUGGAAGUAUGACACUACUGUACGUUUGCUGAGAUGUUCAUUCUUCUGUGAAAUAAAGCACCAAGCAACUGAA